This is a messenger RNA of Branchiostoma belcheri (Belcher's lancelet), 2001 nucleotides long. RefSeq names its product U4/U6.U5 tri-snRNP-associated protein 2-like. Gene Ontology annotation, molecular function: cysteine-type deubiquitinase activity; zinc ion binding. Gene Ontology annotation, biological process: protein deubiquitination; mRNA processing; spliceosomal complex assembly. The transcript has 17 exons. Lineage: Eukaryota; Metazoa; Chordata; Leptocardii; Amphioxiformes; Branchiostomatidae. The coding region runs from base 48 to 1616 and encodes 522 amino acids. The record is from RefSeq and is a predicted model, not a curated record.
CCGGAGAGGGAACCCGGUACACCCCGCUCUGUCAAAGUCCUCCAGAAAUGCGUCUAGCUGCGCUUUCCCGUCAACAUAACCAGUCACUGUUGGUGAAAAUGGCGGCCGCCGUGAAGAGAAAAUAUUCCGACUCGGACGAUGAGGAAGAAAACGAGCCUACCCGUAGGGUCCGCGGAGGGAGUGAUGCCAGAAGUCGGCACUGCCCCUACCUGGACACCAUCAACAGGAGUUUACUUGACUUUGACUUUGAGAAGCUGUGUUCUGUCUCCCUGUCCCACCUGAACGUGUAUGCCUGCCUGGUGUGUGGCAAGUACUUCCAAGGAAGAGGCCAGAAGUCCCAUGCCUACACCCACAGUGUGCAGGUGGAUCACCAUGUGUUCCUUAACCUCCACACUCUCAAGUUCUACUGUUUACCUGACAACUAUGAGGUCAUUGACUCUUCCCUGGAUGACAUAAAGUAUGUGUUGAACCCAACCUUCACAACAGACCACAUUGAGCAGCUGGAUGGGUCCUCCAAGCUGUCCCGUGCGUACGACAGCACCAUGUACCUGCCGGGGAUUGUGGGUCUCAACAACAUCAAAGCCAAUGACUACUGUAACGUGGUGCUGCAGGCCCUGUCACAUGUCAGUCCGCUCAGGGACUACUUUCUUCAGGAGGAGAAUUACAAGGACAUCAAGCGACCUCCAGGGGAUAUUAUGUUCCUUAUUGUACAGAGGUUUGGAGAACUGAUGAGGAAACUGUGGAACCCUCGGAACUUCAAGGCCCACGUCAGCCCUCAUGAGAUGCUGCAGGCUGUGGUACUCUGCAGCAAGAAAAGGUUCCAGAUCACUGAACAAGGUGACCCCAUAGACUUUCUAUCAUGGUUCCUGAACGCCAUGCAUGCCUCACUGGGUGGCAACAAGAAAGUCAUGUCAAGUUCAGUCGGUAAGGUGUUCCGUGGAACAAUGAAGAUCUACUCAAGACAACUCAUCACCAAAGAUGAUACUGGUGAGGCCAAAGUAUCAGAGGGAUCAGAAAAAGAAGCUGAAAAAGGGCCAGAGACUGUGACGACAUCACCCUUCAUGUACCUGACCCUUGACCUGCCCCCGCCGCCGCUGUUCCAGGACGAAUACGAGCAGAACAUCAUCCCGCAGGUGCCGCUCGCAAACCUGCUCGCCAAGUUCAACGGGGAAACCGAGAAGGAGUACAAGUCUUACAAAGACUCCACCCUGAAGAGGUUUGAACUAACCAGGCUGCCUCCUUAUCUCAUCCUCUAUGUGAAGCGGUUCACCAAGAACAACUUCUACGUGGAGAAAAAUCCAACCAUCGUCACCUUCCCAGUCAAGAACAUUGAUUUGAGGGAAUACCUGUCUAAGGACCCAGAGAUCCAGAAGAAGCACCCCAACACGACCUAUGACCUGAUAGCUAACAUUGUUCAUGAUGGGUUGCCUGGAGCAGGCAAGGGAACCUACAGAGUCCACAUCUAUCACAAGGGUUCAGGCCAGUGGUAUGAGAUGCAGGAUCUCCAUGUAGCCGACAUCUUACCUCAGAUGAUCACCUUGUCAGAGUCUUACAUACAGAUAUGGGAGCUGAGGAAAGACCAGACGUCAGACGCAGACAUCACUGCAGACUCCUGAUGUCAGCAUGAUGACUUUUUAUAGAUAAAAUGCCAUAGAUUAAGGUCUUAGGAUAUCUGAUUGGUUAAGAGGGAGCAAACUACAAUCUCUCAUUGGUUAGAAAUGGACCAAUCACUGUUUAUAUAAGACACUGACAGUUAGGGCAUAAACAUUUCUGAGUGUAAGUGUAAAGGCAAGAGUCUUCAAUAAAGUCUAAUCAACUACAUGUACUAGUAUACUGUUCAAUGUAGUUUACAGACUAUUUAAAUGAUUCGCGCGCACGUGUACUACAUGUACUGUACUUCAUCUUUUACAUACAUGUAUUGUAUCAAUGAUGUAUUAUGCCAAAUUUCCUGACAUUGUGGUGAUAUAAAAACCUGAGAAGAGAAUUAUGGUAUUAUUUUCU